Kockovaella imperatae is the source of this 441-nucleotide messenger RNA. RefSeq names its product 40s ribosomal protein s23. Lineage: Eukaryota; Fungi; Basidiomycota; Tremellomycetes; Tremellales; Cuniculitremaceae. The record is from RefSeq and is a predicted model, not a curated record. Gene Ontology annotation, molecular function: structural constituent of ribosome. Gene Ontology annotation, cellular component: ribosome; cytosolic small ribosomal subunit. Gene Ontology annotation, biological process: translation. The coding region runs from base 1 to 441 and encodes 146 amino acids. The transcript is spliced from 5 exons.
AUGCCAGGCUCCAACAAGCCAGCCGGUCUCAACGCCGCUAGAAAGCUCAGGACGUCCAGGCGGGACAACCGAUGGGCCGACAAAAACUACAAGAAGCGAGCUCUUGGUAAAUUCUACAAGACCUCUCCCACUGGAGGUAGUUCUCACGCCAAGGGAAUCGUUCUGGAGAAGGUCGGUGUUGAGGCCAAGCAACCCAACUCUGCCAUCCGAAAGUGUGUCCGUGUUCAGCUCAUUAAGAACGGAAAGAAGGUCACUGCUUUCGUCCCCAACGACGGUUGCUUGAACUUUACCGAUGAGAACGACGAGGUUUUGAUUUCUGGAUUCGGUCGACGUGGAAAGGCAAAGGGAGAUAUUCCAGGUGUCCGAUUCAAGGUCGUCAAGGUUGCUGGUGUGGGUCUCUUGGCUCUCUGGAAGGAGAAGAAGGAGAAGCCCCGAUCAUAA